Loxodonta africana (African savanna elephant) is the source of this 2942-nucleotide messenger RNA. It is a transcript of the gene SLC6A8, whose product is annotated as solute carrier family 6 member 8. The transcript is spliced from 12 exons. Gene Ontology annotation, cellular component: plasma membrane. Bases 218 to 2176 code for a protein of 652 amino acids. The record is from RefSeq and is a predicted model, not a curated record. Gene Ontology annotation, biological process: sodium ion transmembrane transport; neurotransmitter transport. Gene Ontology annotation, molecular function: creatine:sodium symporter activity; gamma-aminobutyric acid:sodium:chloride symporter activity. NCBI's taxonomy places the organism in Eukaryota, Metazoa, Chordata, Mammalia, Proboscidea, Elephantidae.
CGCCGCCGCCCCGCCGGGCCCCGUCGCCGCCCGCGCGCCCCCGGGCCCCCGACACACAUGAGAUUCUUCAGGCUCACUUUCAAGUGCUUUGUGGACUGCUUCUGAGCGCGCCUCGCGCUCCAUCGGCCCGGCCCCGGCCCGGCCCGGCCCCGGGAGGGCCCGCCGCGCCCUCGGGGCCCUCCCCGCGCCCGCACCCGCGUCCGCGCCCGCCGGGGCCAUGGCGAAGAAGAGCGCCGAGAACGGCAUCUACAGCGUGUCCGGCGACGAGAAGAAGGGCCCCCUGAUCGUACCCGGGUCCGACGGCGCCCCAGCCAAGGGCGACGGCCCCGUGGGCCUGGCUGUGCCGCCGCGCGAGACAUGGACGCGCCAGAUGGACUUCAUCAUGUCGUGCGUGGGCUUCGCCGUGGGCCUAGGCAACGUGUGGCGCUUCCCCUACCUGUGCUACAAGAACGGCGGAGGUGUGUUCCUUAUUCCCUAUGUCCUGAUCGCCCUGGUGGGGGGAAUCCCCAUUUUCUUCCUGGAGAUCUCCUUGGGCCAGUUCAUGAAGGCUGGCAGCAUCAAUGUCUGGAACAUUUGCCCCCUAUUCAAAGGCCUGGGCUAUGCCUCCAUGGUGAUCGUCUUCUACUGCAACACCUAUUACAUCAUGGUGCUGGCUUGGGGCUUCUAUUACCUGGUCAAGUCCUUCACCACCACGCUGCCCUGGGCCACCUGUGGCCACAGCUGGAACAGUCCCGACUGUGUGGAGAUCUUCCGCCACGAAGAUUGUGCCAAUGCCAGCCUAGCCAACCUCACAUGUGACCAGCUUGCUGACCGCCGCUCCCCCGUCAUCGAGUUCUGGGAGAACAAAGUCUUGCGGCUCUCUGGGGGGCUGGAGGUUCCAGGGGCUCUCAACUGGGAGGUGACGCUGUGUCUGCUGGCCUGCUGGGUGCUGGUCUACUUCUGUGUCUGGAAGGGGGUCAAGUCAACAGGAAAGAUCGUGUACUUCACUGCUACAUUCCCCUACGUGGUCCUCGUCGUGCUGCUGGUGCGCGGCGUGCUGCUGCCUGGCGCCUUGGACGGCAUUGUGUACUAUCUCAAGCCCGACUGGUCGAAGCUGGGGUCCCCUCAGGUGUGGAUCGAUGCCGGCACCCAGAUUUUCUUCUCCUACGCCAUUGGCCUGGGGGCCCUCACGGCCCUGGGCAGCUACAACCGCUUUAACAACAACUGCUAUAAGGAUGCCAUCAUCCUCGCGCUCAUCAACAGCGGGACCAGCUUUUUUGCUGGCUUCGUGGUCUUCUCCAUCCUGGGCUUCAUGGCGGCAGAGCAGGGGGUGCAUAUUUCCAAGGUGGCCGAGUCAGGGCCUGGCCUGGCCUUCAUCGCCUACCCCCGGGCUGUCACACUCAUGCCUGUGGCCCCGCUCUGGGCUGCCCUCUUCUUCUUCAUGCUGCUGCUGCUCGGACUCGACAGCCAGUUCGUAGGUGUGGAGGGCUUCAUCACCGGCCUUCUCGACCUCCUCCCGGCCUCCUACUACUUCCGCUUCCAAAGGGAGAUCUCCGUGGCCCUCUGCUGUGCCCUCUGCUUCAUCAUUGACCUCUCCAUGGUGACCGAUGGCGGGAUGUACGUCUUCCAGCUGUUUGACUACUACUCAGCCAGCGGCAUGACCCUGCUCUGGCAGGCCUUCUGGGAGUGUGCGGUGGUGGCCUGGGUGUACGGCGCUGACCGCUUCAUGGACGACAUUGCCUGCAUGAUCGGGUACCGGCCAUGCCCCUGGAUGAAGUGGUGCUGGUCCUUCUUCACCCCGCUCAUCUGCAUGGUAAUGCCCACAAGUUGGGCCAGGAGGGCUGCGGGCUGGCCAGGCAGGUGGCUGAUGCCUCUUGUUCACCAGGGCAUCUUCAUCUUCAACGUGGUGUACUACGAGCCGCUGGUGUACAACAACACCUACGUGUACCCAUGGUGGGGCGAGGCCAUGGGCUGGGGCUUUGCACUCUCCUCCAUGCUCUGUGUGCCCCUCCACCUCCUGGGCUGCCUCCUCAGUGCCAAGGGAACCAUGGCUGAGCGCUGGCAGCACCUGACCCAGCCUGUGUGGGGCCUCCACCACGUGGAGUACAGAGCUCAGGACUCGGAUGUCAGGGGCCUGACCACCCUGACCCCAGUGUCUGAGAGCAGCAAGGUCGUGGUGGUGGAGAGCGUCAUGUGACAACAGCCUCCGCAGAGCCCUGGCCUCGCCAGCUCACAUCACCAGCGCACCCUCUUGUAGCCAUAGCAGCCCCUGCUUAGCCCCUGCCCCACCCCUCCAGGGGACCUGCCUUUCCCUGAUAGCUUCGGGGUCUGCCUGGGGACGGGAGGCAGGGGGAGGCGGCCAGGGGGAAGCACCACGAGUGCUAACUAAAAUCAUUUUUCCGUUUUUAAUAAAACACCAAAAAUAUCACAUCCCACCAAAAAUAGAUUCCUCUCCCCACCCUGCCCGCAGCCAAGCUGGUGCACAUGCUGCUCCCAGGCCUGCCUUCUCCCCUCCGCCUUCAGCCCAGGCUCCCCUAGUCACCUGCCCGCUAACCCGGGAGACCCGGCUGGCCCGCCCUGCCUCUCAGGGCUCUACCCCCACAACAUGACCACCCUUGGGGGCCCAUCGCCCCAGAACCAGCAGAGGCUGCCUGGGGGCCCGAAGGAGAGGGGACGGUGAGGAGGGGAGCCCCCGGGGAGGCACAGUGGCCCAGGCCCAGAUUGCAGCUGGGCUAGACGCCCCCAUCCCUAUUCUCCUAGCUUGGAGAGCUAGCCAUGAAUGGAACCUUCUGGUUCCUGCACCAGUUGCCACCGCUAUCAAUUGUGUGCACUUGUGAGUACACUUGAGUCUAGGCCGUAUACCUAGAGCUCUGUCUGUUAGCGAAGGUGAAUACCAGGUGGAACCUGUGCUGCUGGGCAAACGAGGCUUGUAUUUUGCACAUUUUAUAAAGACUUGAGUGAGA